GAUCCACCGCUCCGGUUCCGUUGGCAUACAUCGCGCCUGGAGUGGCCACCACCGCUGAUCCCAGUGCCGACUGUAUGUUUUAUUACACUAGGCGCUCUCGGUACGGCGACGCAUUACAAUAAUAAUUGUCCACUCGGCGUCCAUUGUAAUCGGAGAAGUGAACACUUUCGUUGUAUUGUGUGUACUGUAAUUUGUUUCUUUUAAGUAAGCCGAUCAACGACAACGUUCCAUCUGCCGGUCGGACCUGUGGAAAAAGUGUCAUCCGCGGACAUCUCUCGGUAUCUUUUAAAACGUGUAGCACAGUACGACAUGAAUCCACUCGGCUUAUCCGUGUUAUUGUAUUGUUUUAUAUCUUUUAGUGCUGCUAGGCCAUCAGAUGUAGAUAAUUUAGAAGAAACUUCAAGAGACUCCAAAGGAGAUAAAUUUUUCCAGCAUGAAACCACGGGAGAAUGGCCAAAUACAGAUUCUCCGACAACAAUUCAAGCACUUGCAAAAUUAAAGUCUAUAGCACGUCUUCAAAUGGCUAAUCACAAGGAGGCUGAAAAAAGCCUUACACUUAGUAGGGAAGAAAUGGAGGCACUUAGGGAUUUAUUAAACGACAACCUUCAAAAAUAUCAAAAUUUUCAUACUCACUCACAAAUCAGAAGACCAAAUGAUCCUUAUAUAGGCCAAAUACUGAAUAAUUUAAACAGUUUGAAAAAUAGACAAGAUUUUGUUCAAAAUGAUGAACCACAUAAUAUUCCUGUACGUAGAAAGAUUAUUAAACAUACAGUAUUCAUGACGCCUAAUUUGGGUUAUGGUUAUCAAACAAAUCAAGUUACACCCUCGUUUAAUCAAUAUGCGCAAAAUAGCCAGACUGGACAAAGUAGCGAUCAAAAUUCUAGAAUUUGGUCUCCUUGGGCUGAGUAUUUUCCAAUUCUCAUUAGAGAUCCACUUCAGGGUUUCACAAACUAUUUCAGCGAAACUAUAGAGUACGGUCCAGAUGCUGAUAUAUGUAAAAAGGACUCUUCUACUACUGAAGUAAAUAGUGUAAGCAAACGACACCAAAAUAAUGAUGCCAUUGAAAAUAAUAAUGAAAACUUGGUUAGAAAACGAGAUUAUUCAAAUCAAUUUCCAAACGAUCGUAGCCAAGACCACUCGAUAAGAUUUCCAGAAGACGAUUCACGUCAAAGCAGAACGAUGGAAAAAACCAUCGAGCCUACAGCAAAAUCUUUAAAAAGAUCUCGUCGAAAUGUGGACGAAGAAAAAGGAGUAUUGAAUAACAUAAAACCAUUUCGACCACAGACCACUACGACUGUUGCAGCGGAUAAACUUCAAAAAACUUGGAUUCCCUAUAACCCAAAUGAACAUAAUGGUGAUACAGGGCCUCAAAUCAAACGUUUAGUUGUACGAAAAGGAGGUGUUGCUAUAGCUGGGCCUGGAGGAAUAGCAACUGCCGGAUCUGGAGGUACAGCCAUUGUUGGACCUGGUGGAUCAGCAUAUAGUUCUAAACACUCAGCAUCCGGGUCUACAUCAGAAAAUAUACCAGCUGGGCCAGGUGGUAUAUCGAUGGCUGGAUAUGGACCUAACGUAGUUUCACCACAGUUUUAUUCAUAUCCAAUGUAUCGCAAAAGUUUUGGACGUAAGUUGAAAUCCAAAAAACUGAAACAUGACAGUGCAACAGCUGUGUUAUCUACAGAUGGUGUUGCAUACACAUUUCCGGUGCGUUCCCGUGGACUUACAGUAGAAGAUAGUAAAAAUUCACACUCGGCGUCAACCGCUAGAGAAAUCAAAUUGCCAGAUGGUGCUAAAAUCAUAGCAACCGGCCCGAUUGUUUACUAUAACCCAGAAAACCCUUCCAAAAAAAAAUCCAGAAAAGAAAAGAUAUCAAAAACAUUUGAUGAUUCAAUCGAAAAAUUAUAUGGCCAUAUUAUUUCCCCACAAUCAGAUUAACGAAGUCUGUCUGGAUUAAUAGUGUUUGUUCCUUGAUAUAAGACUGUAUAGUUAUUGCUCAUAACAUAGUAUCACAGAUAUCUUAUCUGUAAUAGUAUUAAUUUUUAACUUAGUUUUGGUAUUAGAGUACCAACAGUAAUUAUCGUUCCAUCAAACGCAUGUUGAAUACAUAUUCUUUUAAAUAUUUUCCUGUGUUUAUUAAAAUAACUAUUUAAUUAAACUUAUUUUUCUUUAAUUUUAAUUAUAAGCAUUUAAUUAGAGUAUAGAAAGUCUCACUAAUUUACUUAGCGUUGAUAACAAAAAAAAUUAGUCUUACUGAAACAUCACAUAUAUUAAGUAACUUAUGAAUUGUGUAAAGUAUUUUCAUUAAAAUAUGUUUAAAUUAGUUUAUUACAGUAAAAUAUUACAAAUAGUUGUUCAAUCAUUGAAUGGUGUCAUAUGGAAUAGUUAAUGAUUUUAAAAAAUAGGCUAUUAAUUAAUGAAUAUAAAAUAUAUACAGUAUUAUAUAUAAGUAUACACUAUACUAUCUUGAAAAUUUUUUUCUAAUAUAGUUUUUUUUAUAAAGUCUAGGUCAUUAUAACUCUUAAUUAAAUAGUUGAUUAACGUUAUUUAUAGUUACAAAAAGUAUUGUAAUCCUUAAUGUUAAAAUUAAUUAAUAUAUCCAAUUUAAUCUUACCGAAUUAUUAAAUAUUAAUAUUUAUUAUAUUUUUACAAUCAAUUAUAUUUAUUGGUAAUCAUUGAUUAGCCUAG
Molecule: messenger RNA, 2682 nt
Organism: Daktulosphaira vitifoliae (grape phylloxera)
Lineage: Eukaryota; Metazoa; Arthropoda; Insecta; Hemiptera; Phylloxeridae
Exons: 3
Coding region: 310-1932 (540 amino acids)
Source: RefSeq, a predicted model, not a curated record